GCCCAUGCCCAGCCCGAAACUCCCUCGACGGAAGUACUUCACUGCAGGGUUAACUGCCUUCCCUUCGCACGAAACCCUUCCUUCAGAUCAACCUUCGUCUCCUUCGGGCCCGUCCUUUUGUUUCCUUUCUCGUCUUUCCGUGUAAGUGUGGCGGAAGGAAAUAAUUUUUCGACUUUAAGGACUGCCUGAGAUGUCAGCACUCUUCAACUUCCAUGCCUUUUUAACAGUAGUACUGCUGGGAAUCUGCGCCUGUACUUAUUUGAAGAUGCAUUUUCCAGCGAUCCUGGAACAGAGAACGGGGUUUCGUGGUUUCUUUUGGAAGGCAGCCAGAAUAGGUGAGCGCUUGAGCCCAUGGGUGGCUGUUGGAUGCUUCACCAUGGGUGUGUCAAUCAUCUUCUUCUGAGCCACAACUUGUUGUAUUCAGAUGCAAGCUUCAUCUGUGUUUUCUUUUACUUUUUUCAUAUGGAAAAUCUAUCCAAAUUUGAUAUCAAAGGAUUUGUGGUGAGAAUACUGUUUCACCUAGUUGACAUUUUUUUUCAUCAUUCUCUGGAUUUUUUUUAUUUUUUUAUUGAUGAUGUAACAAUUCAUUGCCUAUACUCGAUCAUUAGUUGUAAAAAUUGCUGUCAUAGUAAUGGUUAUGAUAGAACAAGUAUCACGUGCCAAGGAA
This is a messenger RNA of Carya illinoinensis, 667 nucleotides long. Its product is annotated as protein kish-like. The transcript is spliced from 5 exons. Lineage: Eukaryota; Viridiplantae; Streptophyta; Magnoliopsida; Fagales; Juglandaceae. Gene Ontology annotation, biological process: intracellular transport; protein secretion. The coding region runs from base 191 to 403 and encodes 70 amino acids. The record is from RefSeq and is a predicted model, not a curated record.